Messenger RNA from Leptopilina heterotoma, 1485 nucleotides. RefSeq lists its product as uncharacterized. The transcript has 7 exons. The record is from RefSeq and is a predicted model, not a curated record. The coding region runs from base 184 to 1323 and encodes 379 amino acids. NCBI's taxonomy places the organism in Eukaryota, Metazoa, Arthropoda, Insecta, Hymenoptera, Figitidae.
GAAGUUCAUAUACCUUUGUCCCAACAUAUAAUUAUUUAUUGCAAAGAAAAGUGUCGCUCUGAGCGGCAUUCUCAAUUCAGUUUAAAGUUUGGGUUUCAGAAAAAAAAAUAAUCGUUACAUAUUCUUAGCAAGUCACAAAGGCAAGUGUAAACAAAAUAAAAUCUUCUUAUAAACGUAACAGUAAUGGAAGAAGAUAUUAAAAAUGUUCAAAAGCUUGUAAAGUCUAAGAUCUUAUUAUCUUCAAAAUCUAAAAAUGAUGGUUUGGAAAUAGGCAGUCAACAAAAGCAGGGAGAGAGUUCAUCUGUUAAGAACGUGAUAUUAAAAACCAAUGUGUCUGAUGAGAUUAAGCAAACAUCAUUAUUAUCAAAAAACAACAUUACAAAAAAAAUUCAGAUUGAAAAUACAUUUUCAGAAUCUUCAUCAUCUACUCAGGCCAAAAAAUCUGACAAAAUAUCAGUCUUCGAAAACUCUAAACCACAAGGAUUCUUUAAUUUAGCGAGGUGUGAGAUACGUUCAAUCUUGCCAGUAUCUGUUCUGGAAGCUCGACCUUUAGUAAUGGCUAUUCAUUUAGUACCUUCUUUGCCAAUAGGUCUCUUUGAAAUUUUAUCAGAAACCCUUGAAGCUGCCACUGGUAAACCUGUAGUGCUUUUGUAUGAAUCUCGUAAUAACAGACCUGUUGCCAAAGAAGUUGUUGACAUUGCAAUUUUACCUGCUGCUGGUGAUUGGAAAGAUGGUGUUCUUCUACCUACCACUUUUGUCUUUGAACAUAGACUAAAUAAAGAAUUUUCACCGCAAAUUUAUGCAGAUGUUGUUGUAGCUACUGAUCGAGCCCCUUAUGUCGAGACUUUACUGGAUUUACGUGGUUGUCGAUGUGUUUUACCAGAUAGAAGUAAUUUCGUAGAAGCAACAAAUAUAUUAUUCAAUCACCUCAAAUCUAAAGGAGAAGGUCCAUCAUUUUUUGGAAGCAAUUUAGAUGUAAAUUCCCAGUUAGCAGCACUUCACAUGAUUGCUAGUAAACAAGUAGAAGUUGGUAUUUUAGAAUCUCCAGUAAUAAAAUACCACAGAAAUUAUCUACCAGGAAUGGAAAGACUUUCAAUACUUACAAGCUUAGGUCCAUUAGCGCCGUACCGCAUAAUGGUUCAUAAGGAUAUGCCAGAAACCUUGGUUAAGAAGAUAUCGUCUUAUUUAUUAAAAAUAAAAGAUGACAGAACAUGGAUGGAAAAAUUCUCAUCGUACAGUGUUCUAGGAUUUGGUCAAAACAGCAUGUCCUUCUAUAAUUUUGAAGAAAUAAAGUCUGUCGCAACCAACGGUCCAUAUUAUUAAAACCUAGUUUUCUGCUAGUAGUAUUUUCUCUGUCACAUGUAGUUAAAAAAUGACAUAUAUUUAGAUUUUAUUGUUAGAUUUAAUUAAAAAUUAUCCUUGAAAAUUGUGAGACCUCCUAUAUUUUGAUAAAUAAAAAAUAUUAUGUAAUACUGUGCAACAUUA